Alternaria triticimaculans is the source of this 609-nucleotide messenger RNA. RefSeq lists its product as uncharacterized. NCBI's taxonomy places the organism in Eukaryota, Fungi, Ascomycota, Dothideomycetes, Pleosporales, Pleosporaceae. Bases 1 to 609 code for a protein of 202 amino acids. The transcript is spliced from 2 exons. The record is from RefSeq and is a predicted model, not a curated record.
AUGGAGAAGGAGAAGGAUGACGAAAACAACACAAAGCACGAUGGGAAGAAGAAGCGUGGAGAAAAGAAGAAAAAUUGUCCAGAUACCCUUGGAAUUUUGGAAGAUGAAACCACCGAGUGGGAGAACACAAUUAUCAACACCUGGACUAUGAAAGCACAGAAACUCGUUGACAAAGAAGUCGGUAACAUUUUCGAGAAAGGUAUCAAGGACUAUAAUAUGACUAUCGCCCAAAUCGUCCGUGGAUACAAAGUUACUCGCAAAGCUCGUAGCCUCAAUUCUGGACAGAUAUGGGACGCGUGUAAGCACAGAUUCGUGAUCCAAGAGGCGUGGCGCUGUAGUCUAGAAUGGUUUCUCCGUGAGAACAGGAAGCAAGGGACCUGCAAAGCCGCAUACAAGGUCCUCUACCGUCCACCCGUGGAGGGAACCACUACCAAAGAGACGUUGGAUGACCCACAUAAUACCCCGGAUCCUCGUGACGGGAACUUGUCAGACGGGCCAGCGCUAUCCACAAGAGUCAAGAGCUUCGAGAAGGGGAAGAAACAGCAGAAGAAAUCAAGGACACUAUCCGAAGACGUAACUUCAUACGACAGUCAGCGCGUCAACAGUUGA